AUGUUAUUCUCAAGACCUCACACCAAGUCGACGCCGGCGUCUGACACCCGAUCCAUCGUCUCUGGACGACCAACCCUUAAAGGCAAAUUGUAUCUGGACCUUGUCACCUUCCGCGAUUUAAAUGCACCACUGCCGCACUUGGACGAUACUCGUUCAGGUCCUGCAUCACCUCUUUCAUCCAAGUCUUCGUUGAAAUCACGAUCAACCUCAUCAUCUUCAAUGUCCUCUUACUCCAGUUCGAACUCUGCAUCGUCGUCAAUGCGUAGCGAUACAAGUGAGCGUGCAUACGAAGAGGAAUAUUUUUUCCUUGUUCCAAUCGAUGGACGCGCGCAGGACGUGGGUGGGCUGGUACACAUUGUAGGGUCUGGAACUCAAGACAUUUACUUAACGGUAACGCCUGGGGUGUGUCCGAUGAAGAAGAAGAGUUAUAUCCGACGACAAAAUAUUGGCAUUGUAACGGGCGAGGCUCAGUUUCUGAGUGUAGCGGCACUAGCACCUCUUUGUGUAACAAAGGAGAACCCGCGCAUUGACAAGGCUAUUUAUUCGCGGUGGAAGCAAGAUAUGAUUACCCAGGCCUUUAAGACGGGUGUUUUAAAGGCUUAA
This is a messenger RNA of Magnusiomyces paraingens, 603 nucleotides long. RefSeq lists its product as uncharacterized. Bases 1 to 603 code for a protein of 200 amino acids. The transcript has a single exon. Lineage: Eukaryota; Fungi; Ascomycota; Dipodascomycetes; Dipodascales; Dipodascaceae. The record is from RefSeq and is a predicted model, not a curated record.